GUCAUGAGGCUACAUCUUCUAGUCACGUACACACGAAACUCGAUUGCGUAUUAAUUUUCCAACUAAUUUUCCUACCACCGGUCCUGUCAGUGAUUGACCAUGUCAGCCUGGAAAGGAUAAGCCAACAACUGACAGGGCAGAAUGUAUGCCGAUUUGUCUAUAUUACUUUUGCCAUUUUCUAGUAGGGUUUGUUGACAUGACGGCCCGAAAACAUAACCUUUCUAUCGUAGUUUCUCAGUACCAUUUUGUCUCGUCUGUGAUUUUGGCUUAUCUGUACAAGUAAAUUAAACUACAUUAAAAGAAAAACCAUGACUUCUUUAUUUGGUGUGCCCUUAUGUGGGACACUAUUUGUACCGCUGGUGAUUGGAGCAGCUUCAGUUCUAUUGUUCUGGAUGUUAUCCAAAUCAAAGAAAAGAUUGGAAAGCACAGUUUCAAGGGAUGAAUUGCACAAAUCUCCUGGUAACUCGUUUCUAUUAUCUGAAGAGAAGCCUCCACGGGAAAAGAAGAAAAGUUGUGGAGAAAACAGCAACUGCUGUGGCAAGAAAGAUGGGAAAUCUGGAUCUUGCAGUGACAAAAAUAAAGUUAUUGAAAUUGCCAAAGUUUUUGUUGAUACACAUUCUAAUAUUGCGCAGGAAUUUGCGUCAGUUUUAUCAAGUCAGCUGAGUGCUGCAAAGGUGACCACAGAGUUAAUUCUUGACUGUAAUUCUGAGACAGUUGACUUAUCUCAUCAUGUUGAUGGUUCACUCUGCAUUUUUCUGACCGACAUCUCCGAUCUAAAUGGCGAAAAACAUUGGUUGCAUAAAAGUAUCAGCUGCCUUACAUCUGGUGAUGGUGAUAAGCCUUUGACUGGAAUGAAAUAUACAGUUUUUAUUUUUCAAUCAUUCCCAUCCGACAGAUCAAAGGUGGAGGCCCUUGAUCAGCUUCUACAUAAAUCAGGUGCAAUUAGACUUUGUAAAGCUGAAAGUACAGACCUUUCAUCUGCUGUUUCCUCUUCACACUUUGAUGAUUGGGCUGACGAGCUUUUUGCCCAGGUGCAACGGUGGAAUACACCCAAUAAAAAGGCAUGCAAGUGUGGCCCAAAGAAGAAAAUUGAAGAGAAUGAUGAAUCUUGUGGCAGUAAAUGUUCUGAUUCGGAAGAAGAUACAUCAGAAACAUUAACUAAACCUGUCUUGGAUCUAGAAGAUAUUGCAAAACUUUUAUAAAGUAAAACACACUCAGUAAAUCACUAUCACCCCUUCUAUACUAACAGCCCAGCCAGAAAGCCCAUUCUACUCAACGUCUACUUGACAAUACUGCUUUUCUGGCUGGGAGUGGCAAUAAAAAGUUCUUGGAAACAUCGCUAUUUGCAUGGGUCAAAUUUAAUAGAGUGGUGCUUUUCUUAAGAUUUUACUGAUUGAACACCCACAUACAUAAGUGAAAAGCUCUUCAAUGAAGUAUAUAAUGGUUUAGUGCUAGUGUUGCCUUUGGCCAACAGAUUUGAUGUAUUUUUGAUGAUUCCUAUGUCUUCCUAUAAACUUAAAUACUUUUUCAAAAUGAUUCAGUAAUUGCUUCAACUUUUUUUGCCAAUCCUCUUACAAAACUAUGUUUGUUUUUUGUUUUUUUGUUUUUUUGUUUUUGUGAGUACCUUGGCUAGGCUCUCAGUCUCAGUGAGCUGAUUAUGUCUUGGUCAUAAAUAGAGAAUAAAAUUUCGGUGAACACAAUACUCA
This is a messenger RNA of Frankliniella occidentalis (western flower thrips), 1706 nucleotides long. RefSeq lists its product as uncharacterized. The record is from RefSeq and is a predicted model, not a curated record. Bases 309 to 1202 code for a protein of 297 amino acids. NCBI's taxonomy places the organism in Eukaryota, Metazoa, Arthropoda, Insecta, Thysanoptera, Thripidae. The transcript is spliced from 5 exons.